Salvelinus sp. IW2-2015 is the source of this 5153-nucleotide messenger RNA. RefSeq names its product 1-phosphatidylinositol 4,5-bisphosphate phosphodiesterase beta-4. The record is from RefSeq and is a predicted model, not a curated record. NCBI's taxonomy places the organism in Eukaryota, Metazoa, Chordata, Actinopteri, Salmoniformes, Salmonidae. Gene Ontology annotation, biological process: phosphatidylinositol-mediated signaling; release of sequestered calcium ion into cytosol; lipid metabolic process. Gene Ontology annotation, molecular function: phosphatidylinositol-4,5-bisphosphate phospholipase C activity; calcium ion binding.
GCGGGUUUGUUGGAAGGGAGGGAUAAAGAGAGACAAGGGAAGAGAGAGAGAGUGUGUGAGAGGGACAGAGAGAGGGCGGGAGAUACAGCAGCUGGAAGCAAGAGAGAAAAUCCCAGCCCAGCCUCUGCAAGCAUCAUUUUUGACAUCGGAUUUAAUCCGUUCUCGUCGACCACCAAUUCACGCCAAGAUAUGCGUUUCACCCGCUGAAGUUACUUCAUGUGCUGAAUUGAACGUGGUCCAGUGCUGUCCCCAGCUCUCCAGUGUGCUGCCCCCCUCUUCCCAGUUCACUGCCCCUCUGUCUGUCUGGUGUGAGCAGCCAUGACUAAGUCCUAUGAGUUUAAUUGGCAGAAGCACCUGCCUGGCUUCAUGCAGGAAGGAGCUUCCUUCGACAGGUUUGACGAGGACCCGUUUCUGUUUGAGCCCAGCUGUCUGGUCAAAGUGGACGAGUUUGGCUUCUUCAUCACGUGGAAGAGCGACGGAAAGGAGGGCCAGGUUCUAGAAUGUUCUCUGAUCAACAGUAUUCGAGUCGGAGCCGUGCCAAGGGACCCUAAGAUUCUGUCUUCGUUCGAGGCAGCGGGGAAGAAAGAGGAGGAGCUGGAGGGAUGUGUCAUCUGUGUCUGUAGCGGGACCGACCUCGUCAACCUCUCCUUCAUGUACAUGGUGGCUGACAGCCCAGACACAGCUAGGAAGUGGACGGAGGGUUUGAGGUCAGUGAUCCACAAUUUCAGAGCCAAUAACGUCUGUCCUAUGACCUGCCUCAAGAAACAUUGGAUGAGGAUGUGCUUUCUGACCAAUGUGAAUGGCAAGAUCCCAGUGAGAACCAUCACACGGACAUUCGCGUCUGGGAAAACGGAGAAAGGAAUCUUUCAGGCUCUGAAGGAGCUGGGACUGCCUAGUGGAAAGAACGAUGAGAUCGAACACUCGGCGUUCCCCUUUGACAUCUUCUAUGCCCUGACUCAGAAGAUCUGCCCUCGUACUGACAUCGAGGAACUCUUCAAGAAAAUCAAUGGGGACAAAAGUGAUUUUUUAAACGUAGACCAGUUAGUCAGCUUUCUGAAUGAAAACCAGCGCGACCCGCGGCUAAAUGAGAUCCUGUUCCCCUUCUACGACCCGAAACGAGCCAUGCAGAUCAUCGAGAAGUACGAGAGAGACCCCGACCUCAAGAAGAAAGGCCGUAUGUCCAGUGAUGGCUUCUGCAGGUACCUGAUGUCAGAUGAGAGCCCGGUGUUCCUGGACUGUCUGGAGCUGUACCAGGACAUGGAGCAGCCGCUGGCCCACUACUUCAUUGCCUCGUCCCACAACACCUACCUGAACGGGAGGCAUUUCGGAGAGUCCUCCGUGGAGAUGUACAGACAGGUGCUGCUCUCCGGCUGCAGGUGUGUAGAGCUGGACUGCUGGGAUGGGAAAGGAGGCCAGGAGCCUAUCAUCACUCACGGCAAGGCCAUGUGUACUGACAUCCUCUUCAAGAUGGUGAUCUCAGCCAUCAGGGAAACUGCUUUUGUGACGUCUGAGUAUCCCGUGAUCCUGUCAUUUGAAAACCACUGCAGUAAACCCCAGCAGUAUAAGAUGGCUCGUUAUUGUGAGGAGAUCUUUGGAGAAUACCUACUGAGGCAUCCUCUUGAGGGAUUCCCUGUUGAAGCGGGUCGUCCCUUGCCUUCUCCCAACGAUCUCAAACGCAAAAUCCUCAUCAAAAACAAACGCUUGAAACCCGAGGUGGAACAGAAGCAGUUAGAGUCUUUUAAGAAGCACAUGGAGGCAGGAGAGACUAACACACCAGCCAUCUUACUAGGAGCAGAGACCGAGGAAGAUGUGGAGAACGCUCUAGGUGAUGUGAAGGAUGUGAUUCCUGACUUGAAGACGUCUGCAUCAGAGGAGCCUAGUGAAGAGAACAGCCUCAGCACCAGUGUCAGUAUCAGUGACAGCGUCGGCGUCAGCGUGAGUGUGAACAAAGACGGAGAGGGGAAGGAGAGGGACAACAGCAUCAAAAAGGUGGUGGAGGAGGAUCCGACAGAGAUGUCUGAGGCCACAGAAGCAACAGACGCCACAGACAUCUCCGAGGCGUCUGAGGAUAACAACAACAAGAAUACGGGAGAGACGACGGAUGACGAGGAGGCUCUGAUUGCCUCGUACACGUACGUAGGAGCCACCACCAACAUCCACCCCUACCUCUCUGCCAUGGUCAACUACGCCCAGCCUGUCAAGUUCCAGAGCUUCGACGUCGCAGAAGAGAGGAACAUCCACCACAACAUGUCGUCAUUUAACGAGUCAGUGGGUCUGGGCUAUCUGAAGACCAACGCCAUCGAGUUUGUCAAGUAUCCUUUGGUCCAGUGUCAACACUCACACAGCAUAGGAGUACGUGUGUCCGCACGUGACUGUGUGUGUCUGUGAUUUCCAUUGUAAUGGCACCUAAACAGACCCUCCCUUUCUCUCUCUCCUGUCUUAGAUCUGGCCAUGCAGUUGAACCAGGGAAAGUACGAGUACAAUGGAUCCUGUGGGUAUCUGUUGAAGCCAGACUUCAUGCGUCGCUCAGACAGGAUGUUUGACCCCUUCUCAGAGACACCUGUGGACGGGGUCAUUGCUGCUACCUGCAGUGUACAGGUGUUCUCUGGUCAGUUCCUGUCUGAUAAGAAGAUUGGGACCUACGUGGAGGUGGACAUGUACGGGCUGCCCACGGACACCAUCCGCAAAGAGUUCCGCACGCGCAUGGUGAUGAACAACGGCCUGAACCCCGCCUACAACGAAGAACCGUUCGUCUUCCGGAAGGUGAUUUUACCAGACCUGGCUGUGCUGCGCAUAGCUGUGUAUGAUGACAAUAAUAAGCUGAUAGGUCAGAGGAUCCUACCGUUGGAGGGUCUGCAGGCAGGAUACAGACACAUCUCUCUACGCAACGAAGGGAACAAGCCUCUGUCUUUACCCACCGUUUUCUGUAACAUAGUACUCAAGACCUACGUACCCGAAGGCUUCGGAGCCAUCGUGGACGCCCUGUCGGACCCAAAGAAGUUCCUGUCCAUAGCAGAGAAGAGAGCGGACCAGAUGAGAGCUCUGGGGAUUGAAACGAGUGACAUAGCGGACGUGCCAAACGAGAGUUCGAAGAACGACAAGAAAGGGAAGGUGAACACCAACGUGAAGACCAACGUCACGCCACAGACCAGCUCGGACCCGGCUCAGUCCUCUAAGUCUGCCCAGAACAACACCACGGAGACCAAGAAGGAUACAAACACCCUCGUGCCGCAUGUGAACAUUGAUGACUUGAAGCAGAUGAAGACGUACCUUAAAGUGAUUAAGAAGCAGCAGAAAGAUCUGAACUCUUUAAAGAAGAAGCAUGCCAAGGACCGCACCGUCAUGCAGAAGUCCCACGUCACCCAGGUGGACAAGAUGAUCGCUCAGCACGACAAGGAGAAGCAGACACAGGAGAAGCUGCUGGAGAAGGCCAUCAAGAAACGAGGAGAAAACAACUGUCUGGAGUUGAAGAAGGAGACUGAGAGUAAAGUGGAGAACCUGACCACAGACCACAAGGCUAAGGUGAAGGACAUCACAGCCCAACACACUAAGGAGUGGUCAGAGAUGAUCAACUCCCACAGCAGUAUUGAGCAGGAUAUGAAGGACAUCCACGUGGUCCAGCAGUGUGAAAACCUCAAGAAACUACUGAGUGGAGUCCAGGAACAACAGACUCUCUCGCUCAAACUGAUCCACGAACGGCAGAGCAAGGAGAUGCGGGCCAACCAGGCCAAGACGUCCAUGGAGAACAGCAAGGCCAUCAGCCAGGACAAGACCAUCAAGAACAAGGCCGAGAGGGAGAGGAGAGUUAGAGAGUUGAACAGCAGCAACACCAAAAAGUUCCUUGAGGAGAGGAAAAGGUUGGCUAUGAAGCACCAGAAGGAGAUGGAGACACUGGAGAAGUCUCAGAAAGAACAGCUUGAGGAACUGGACAAGUUCAAUGAGCAGGCCAAGGACAUCCAGCAGAUGGUGAAGCUGGAGGAGGAGAUGGACCGCAGACCAGCCACAGUGGUUUAACCACUCCCACCACCUGAGACACACACGGAAACACACACACACACUGCCCAGACCAGCCACAGUGGUCUGAACACCCCCACUAACACCUGAGACACACACACACACAGACACUACCCUCUCAAACAACUGACACAGAGACCCAGACACACUCACACACCCCACUACACACACACACACACCCUAGAUUCCGCCUUUCAUCCUCAACCUGCAAUAUUGUCAUAGUUCAUAAUUCUCUAUCCAUGUAUAUCUUCCUCUGCAAUGAACCACUCCCACACACGGUCUGUCCUCCCAUCUCUGACCACUCUCUGUUACAGAGUUAUCCCACGUGCUAUUCCCAAACCCUGCCCUCCUUCACACCGCCACUGAAAACCCCACUCUGAGACAUCCCCCAACUCCCCUGUGCUGCGGAGCCAUUGGUGCAGACCAGUGAUUGAUAGUAAGACGAGCGACUGCUGUUGGAAGGUGGACGGGACAUCCGAAACAUUGAGAGACACAACCCACCUUCACCUUUCCAUUUUUCCACCACUCUCCCAUUCCCGGAUCUGCUUUUUAUACACCUCCAUCCAUCUUUUUGUUAUCUGUUUUUAAUGGAAGCAAUGUUUGCAGAUAUUAUCAAUAGUCACUGUACACAUACAUAACGAUACAGGCAACACACUUACACACACGUAUUAUCUCGUCUGCUCUUUCUGUUGCCAUGACGGCUCAAACCGAAGUGAACAGAUCAUGUUUUCUGUUCAAACUCUUUUAAGACUUUUAUUUUGUAUUUUUAAUGGUACCGGGUAUCAACAACAGCACCAGAAUAUGGACGGGGAAAAUACGUAUAUAUUAGUUAUGAAUUUUAUGUCCGCACAAAAUAUGUGAAUUAUACUGUAUGCUACACAAGAGUUGAAGUAAUGUCCUGAGCACUUUAUAUGUGGUAGGCCAUCAUAAGUGAAUUGGAAAAUGUAGCAGUGCACUAGGUUUCUCUGUGUUUUGAUAAGAAUGUAAAAAAACAAAUCAAAGAUUAAGACAAACGUUGGAUGAACGUUGUUCGGAGGAAACCCAAAACCCAACGGCAGGAAGUCCUAAACACUGCGGCUUGUCCUUCAUGCAGCUUUUUUUUUUAUUUCAUCAGAAUGUGUAUUAUAUGAUUUUUACAC